Molecule: messenger RNA, 1272 nt
Organism: Folsomia candida
Lineage: Eukaryota; Metazoa; Arthropoda; Collembola; Entomobryomorpha; Isotomidae
Product: S-formylglutathione hydrolase FrmB
Exons: 6
Coding region: 120-1004 (294 amino acids)
Biological process (GO): formaldehyde catabolic process
Cellular component (GO): cytosol
Molecular function (GO): S-formylglutathione hydrolase activity
Source: RefSeq, a predicted model, not a curated record
GUGAUAGGCAGCAGAGCGUGCAUUUGGCUUCCUCUUGACUUUUCUUUUUCUCGCAGAAUCCAACAAUUUACUUGCUGCCAAAUUUCGUCUAGAAAUUAACAGGCAUUAAUUUUUGUAAAAUGGCUGGACGUAUGGAAACUCUGUUUCAACGAAACAUUGGUGGGGGUGUCCAAACAGUGUUCAAGCAUUACAGUUUUGUAAACAAAUGUGACAUGAAAUUUUCCAUCUUCGUCCCUGAUAAAAUUUCGUACGACGAGAAAUUUCAUGUCAUCUUCUUUCUACCAGGAGCUGAGUGUAACGAGCAGCAUUUCAUCAACAGGACCGAAUUCCACGAUAAUGCAGCUGCAAGUCGAUUUAUUGUCGUAUGCCCAGAUACCUCGCCUCGGGUGGAUCUGCCUGGGGAUAAGGUGAAAGGUCAAUGGGUGGGACAGGGAGCUAGUUGGUACGUGGAUGCCACUGAAGAGCCCUACGUGAAGCACUACCAAAUGUACACUUAUGUCUCAAAAGAGCUGUACGACAUAGUAAUGAAGCAUUUUCCUGCACUUCCAAAAUUCGGAAUCUGUGGGCACAGCAUGGGUGGAGCAGGAGCGAUCUGCAUUGGGCUAAGGAAUCCAGACAAGUUUCCUUCAAUUUCCUUGUUUGCAGCCAAUUGCAACCCUAUCUCAUGGGGAGAAAAAACUGUGUUCCCAACUCUGCUUGGGACGAAUAGGGAAACAUGGAAUAAUUACGAUGGUUCUGAGGUGGUUAAACGUUAUGAUGGUCCACGAAGGGAAAUAUUGGCAGAUCAGGGAACUGACGAUUACUUUUAUCACACAACUAAAACCUUAAACCCUGAAAAACUCGUUGAAGCUGCUGCUGCAAACCCCAAGGGAACCAAAGUCAUCUCUGUAAACAUGCGGAUGCAUGAAGGACUUGACCAUGGAUUCAAUUUUGUGAAACGGUUUUGGAAAGACCACUUUGCCCACCAUGCUAGGAAUUUGUUUCUAGAGUCUCAAGGACUCUAAUACAUGCCCCUAAUACAAAUUGGUUAAUCACAUAAAUACAGCGAAAAAACCUCAGCCCUCAAAAUUAACAUGAAAGUUACGCAAUCACUCAUCAGUACUAUUCAACAUUUAUUUUCAUAAUCAGUGCAACCUUUUCAAAUAUAUAGGGACCAUUAUUAUAUUUCUCAUAACAGAAUUCAAUUUCCGAAAGACACAGUCAAUUCUAUUUUUUCUAUUAUUAUUAUAUUGUCUUGUAUAAUAAAUAUCUCGUCCUCGUUAUGAUAAUGUA